CCCACUCUAGGCUUGGUUGAGCCGUGCAGAUAACUUCUCAAAACAAGAAGUUUUUCUGCCUGCUCCUGCCUGGUGACUGAGGGGAUCACUGACUCCCUGUCUGCUAUUUCUGAAUCUUGUCUGAACUAUUCGGACACUAUGAAUGCGAUUCGGGCGCCUCGUAAGUCUGUUCUCAGGGGAGGCAGAAAGGGGCCGAGGAGCUGGCCUCGGCACCGGGAGAGGCUGGACUUCCUGUUUCUGUGUGCUGAAUGGCUGCGAUGGCGCCCGCUCUCACUGACGCAGCAGCCGAAGCACACCACAUCCGGUUCAAGCUGGCUCCCCCAUCCUCCACCUUGUCCCCUGGCAGUGCCGAAAAUAACGGCAACGCCAACAUCCUUAUUGCUGCCAACGGAACCAAAAGAAAAGCCAUUGCUGCAGAGGAUCCCAGUCUAGACUUCCGAAAUAAUCCUACCAAGGAAGACUUGGGAAAGCUGCAACCACUGGUGGCAUCUUAUCUCUGCUCCGAUGUAACACCUGUUCCCUCAAAGGAGUCUUUGAAAUUGCAAGGGGUCUUCAGCAAGCAGACAGUCCUUAAAUCUCAUCCUCUCUUAUCACAAUCCUAUGAACUCCGGGCUGAGCUGUUGGGGAGACAGCCAGUUUUGGAGUUUUCCUUAGAAAAUCUUAGAACCAUGAAUACAAGUGGUCAGACAGCUCUGCCACAAGCACCUGUAAAUGGUUUGGCUAAGAAAUUGACUAAAAGUUCAGCACAUUCUGAUCAUGACAAUUCCACUUCCCUCAAUGGGGGAAAACGAGCUCUCACUUCAUCUGUUCUUCAGGGAGGUGAAGUGGAGGGAUCUGAAUCUGGGGACUUGAAGGGGGGUAUGACCAAUUGCACUCUUCCACACAGAAGCCUUGAUACAGAACACACAACAAUAUAUAGCAAUAAUAGCACUGCAAACAAAUCUUCUGUCAAUUCCAUGGAACAGCAGGCACUUCAAGGAAGCAGUAGAUUAUCACCUGGUACAGACUCCAGCUCUCACUUGGGAGGUGUCAAGUUAGAGGGUAAAAAGUCUCCCCUGUCUUCCAUUCUUUUCAGUGCUUUAGAUUCUGACACGAGGAUAACAGCUUUAUUGCGGCGGCAGGCUGAUAUUGAAAGCCGUGCCCGCAGGUUACAGAAACGCUUACAGGUUGUGCAAGCCAAGCAGGUGGAGAGGCAUUUACAGCACCAGCUGGGUGGAUUUUUAGAGAAGACUUUGAGCAAACUGCCAAACUUGGAGUCUUUGAGACCCAGGAGCCAGUUGAUGCUGACUCGAAAAGCUGAAGCUGCCUUGAGAAAAGCUGCCAGUGAGACCACCACUUCGGAGGGACUUAGCAACUUCCUGAAAAGUGACUCGAUUUCGGAAGAAUUGGAAAGAUUUACAGCUAGUGGCAUAUCCAACUUGAGGUGCAGUGAGCAAGCCUUUGAUUCAGAUGUCACUGACAGUAGUUCCGGAGGGGAGUCUGACAUCGAAGAGGAGGAGCUGAUGAGAGCAGAUCCUGAGCAGCGUCAUGUGCCCCUGAGACGAAGGUCAGAAUGGAGAUGGGCUGCAGACCGUGCAGCUAUUGUCAGUCGCUGGAACUGGCUUCAGGCUCAUGUUUCCGACUUGGAAUAUCGAAUUCGGCAGCAAACAGAUAUUUACAAACAGAUACGUGCUAAUAAGGGGUUGAUAGUUCUUGGGGAGGCACCUCCCCCAGAGCAUACGACAACAGACUUACUUCUUCUUAGCUCUGAGGUGAAGACAGAUCAUGGAACUGAUAAAUUGAUUGACAAUAUUUCUCAGCCACUGGAAAGCCAUAGUACCCCUGCUGUUGGUCAUAUUCCAGAGUCAUUGUCUACCAAAUCGUGUGGAACACUGAGGCCUGUCAAUGGAGUUAUUAACACUCUGCAGCCUGUCUUGGCAGACCACAUUCCAGGUGACAACUCUGAUGCUGAGGAACAAUUACAUAAAAAGCAACGAUUGAAUCUGGUUUCUUCGUCAUCUGAUGGUACCUGUGUAGCAGCCCGAACCCGUCCUGUUCUGAGCUGUAAGAAACGGAGGCUUGUUCGACCCAGCAGCAUCGUUCCUCUGUCCAGGAAGGUUCACCGGAACAGCACAGUCCGCUCUGGCUGUGAUGUGAAUCCCUUCUGUGCACUGUGUGGUUCAGGCAGUGUCAACACCAUGCCUCCUGAGAUCCACUAUGAAGCCCCUCUGUUGGAACGUCUUUCCCAGUUGGACUCUUGUGUUCACCCUGUUCUAGCAUUUCCAGAUGAUGUUCCCACGAGCCUGCACUUCCAGAGCAUGCUGAAAUCUCAGUGGCAGAACAAGCCUUUUGACAAAAUCAAACCUCCCAAAAAGUUUUCACUUAAGCACAGGGCACCCGUGCCAGGCAGUCUGCCAGAUCCAACUCGCAAAGACAGGCACAAGUUGGUCAACUCCUUCCUGACAACUGCCAAGCUGUCCCAUCACCAAAGCCGGCCUGACAGGACCCACAGGCAGCACUUAGACGAUAUGGGGGCCGUGCCCGUGGUGGAGCGAGUGACUGCACCAAAAGCAGAACGCUUGCUCAACGCACCGCCACCCGUGCAUGACCCAAACCACAGCAAAAUGAGAUUGCGAGACCAUUCAUCUGAGAGAAGUGAAGUGCUGAAGCAUCACACAGACAUGAGCAGUUCCAGCUACCUGGCCGCUGCCCACCAUCAACCACACAGUCCCUUGGUGCGCCAGCUCUCCACCUCGUCAGACUCCUCUGCACCCACCAGCUCCAGUGCACAGGUUACAGCCAGCACAUCUCAGCCGGUAAGGAGAAGAAGGGGAGAGAGCUCAUUUGAUAUUAACAACAUUGUCAUCCCAAUGUCUGUUGCUGCAACAACCCGUGUAGAGAAACUGCAAUACAAGGAGAUCCUUACUCCCAGCUGGCGGGAGGUUGAUCUUCAGUCUCUGAAGGGGAGUCCUGAUGAAGAGAACGAGGAGAUUGAGGACCUAUCCGAUGCAGCCUUUGCCGCCCUGCAUGCCAAAUGCGAGGAGAUGGAGAGGGCACGGUGGCUGUGGACUACAAGCGUACCGCCCCAGCGGCGCGGCAGCAGGUCUUACAGGUCAUCAGACGGCCGGACCACCCCUCAGUUGGGCAGUGCCAACCCCUCUACCCCUCAGCCCGCCUCCCCCGACGUCAGCAGUAGCCACUCUUUGUCGGAGUUUUCCCACGGCCAGUCCCCUAGGAGCCCCAUUAGUCCAGAACUGCACUCAGCACCUCUCACCCCUGUGGCUCGGGACACACUGCGACACUUAACCAGCGAAGACACCCGAUGUUCCACGCCGGAGCUGGGACUGGACGAACAGUCUGUGCAGCCAUGGGAGCGGCGCACCUUCCCCCUGGCCUACAGUCCCCAGGCCGAGUGUGAGGACCAGCUGGACGCGCAGGAACGGGCAGCCCGCUGCACUCGGCGCACCUCAGGCAGCAAGACUGGCAGGGAGGCAGAGGUGGCGCCCACCUCGCCUCCCGUGGUUCCUCUCAAGAGUCGGCAUCUGGCGGCAACAGUCACAGCUCAGCGCCCGACUCACAGAUGAGUGGGAAAUGCGAAUCUAAACAGACUCACUAACUAUUGGCAUUAAAGCUUCAGAAAUCUCUGCGUUUGAUAUUCAAACAUCAUAUGCCGGAAAUUUUCACAGUUUUUAGUGAAUUUAAGGAAUUUAGAUCCUACUUUGGUAUUUUUUUCUUGUUUUGAUUUUUGUUUUGUUUUUGUUUCCAUGUUUUCUUGUCACACACCUGAGCACUUCUCCAGUUGGCAAACAGAAGUUCAGGAUAAGACCCUGUUGGCCUGGUCCUGGUGUAGCCUCUGCACUGUUGAAUCACUGGACUUACGAAGUUAGAUGAUCACCCUUCUCCUUCACCCCUGUGGGCAGGGUGGAAUGCCAAAAGCGCAGAGGGAAUGGAAAGCUCCAGUUCAGCUUUGCCUUCUUAGGUUAGGGUGGGACAGAGCUAGGCACUCUGGGCUCUUACCCCUUCCCCUCUCAUCAGUGACUUGGUUCAGCUCUGGCCAGGUCCCCAUCUCCCACACCAUGAUCUCCCUCCACCUGCCCGCUGUACUCCCUGAGCCCUCAGCUGGCAGAAAGCUGCUCCCUGUCACCCAUUUUCAGUUUCACUGCAUUCAGCCAUGUGUCGUGACUCCCUCACUGUGACCUGGCUGCAGCUGCUCAGGUUGCCCCAGCCUGUCGCUCUGUACCCUUCCCUCGUGGCUCCCCCAAACGCCAUGCACAACCGGUCCUUCCACUCAGAACGCACUUGCCUCCGGUGCUGGUCUGUGAGGGUGCAGUUAGGACUGCUGCGCCUCUGUUCCCACUCCCCUGCAGGGGCAGCCAUCUCUCCUGUGUGCUGUUGCUUUCACCAGCUGAUCCACUUCCGUGUCAAUUGGACUUUCCUCUUUCACACACCCCUUGCCUGUGGAACAUCGUCUGGUCCUGGCUGUGGUUCCCAUCCCUCCCCCGUUCCCUCCUUUGUUAACCUUGUGCCUGUCUCAUGUAUAAUCACAUCACCAAAGGGGGAGGGGGGAAGGACUUUUUUUUUCCUGCCAUUUUGUAAUCGUAUAAAAAUAGUAGACAAACUGCUUAAUGGUUGGGGUUUUUUCACAAUUUUCAACAUUAGUGAAUUUUUUUUUUUUUUUGGUUCUGUUUGCAAGUUAAAGGGUUUGUCAUUGUUUCUUUCAAAAACAAUAAUGCACCAUAUCCCUAUGCAUAAAGUGCUUCUUCUAUUUAUAAGGUUGAAAAUUCUGAAUAACCCUUUUAGCAUUGUAAAAAAAAAUUGAAAAAAACUGUAUUUUGUAAAUAUUUUCUUUUCCUGCUUUGAGCUGUGUAAUGGCAGCGAAACAUGUAGCUGUCUUUGUUCUAUAGAAAUGCUUUUCUUCAGAGAAGCUGAUCUUUGUUAAUGUCUUGAUUCUGUUCGCAAAGCACAGACUCGUGCUUAAAAAAAAGGAAGGAAAAAUGAAAAAAAUAAUAAAAAAAGAGUUACAGAA
Lepus europaeus (European hare) is the source of this 5005-nucleotide messenger RNA. RefSeq names its product KAT8 regulatory NSL complex subunit 1 (gene KANSL1). Lineage: Eukaryota; Metazoa; Chordata; Mammalia; Lagomorpha; Leporidae. Gene Ontology annotation, cellular component: NSL complex. Bases 249 to 3563 code for a protein of 1104 amino acids. Gene Ontology annotation, molecular function: histone acetyltransferase binding. The transcript has 16 exons. The record is from RefSeq and is a predicted model, not a curated record.